CUUUGACAGAUACAAUUGCCAGAUGGAUAAAGCUAUGUCUUAAUGAAACUUCAAGCGAAUUAACUGCUAAAGAUACUCGGGUUAUUGCUGCCUUUCUUGCUCAAAACAAUGGAGUUGAACUUGCUUCCAUUUUAGGAAUAUAUAAUUGGUCAAGUAACACAAGGCAAUUUUACAAGGUUUCAUGCUCUGAAGAAGUACUUGAUAUGCAUUACAAUCUCGAGCAAAUGCAUUUAUACAAAUGCCUGAAUAUUAUGAAAGACAUUUGGAAAUAUAUGA
Racocetra persica is the source of this 276-nucleotide messenger RNA. NCBI's taxonomy places the organism in Eukaryota, Fungi, Glomeromycota, Glomeromycetes, Diversisporales, Gigasporaceae. The record is from the annotation of a GenBank genome assembly.